ACCGCAACACUAGCGUCUUGAACAAAGACUAAACCACAUCCUGCAGCCCAUGGAGUUUAGGAAUCGGUUUGUCCGCCAUGCAUCGUGACCGAUCUGACCACGGAGGAAGGACACAGGGCCGGCUAGCUUAGCUGCGGCUGUCUUCUCGGAUUUUUGAGGAUGUGGCAAGUUGAAUGAUUGGAAAGCAGUGCUCAGCAAUGCUACGCUACAAGGUCAUCACACUGGACAUCCACAACACGCUGAUGCGUGUCAACCAAUCCACGGGUCAGCAGUACAGCAGGGUGGCGCUACAGCACGGCGUGACUCUAGAUCCACACAUCCUUGACAAAGCAUUCCACAGUGCACUCGGGGAGCAGAGAGCAAAACAUCCAAACUAUGGAAUACAUGCAGGUAUGUCUUCCAGUGCUUGGUGGACUGAUGUGGUCAGGAAAACCUUCACCACCAGUGGCUAUUCCAACAGUGAAGUUGUGAGCAAGAUUGCCUCUACCCUCUAUGAGGAUUUCAAGAAACCCAUGACCUGGGACAUCUUCCCAGAGGUCAAAUCUACCCUGACCUCUCUGAACAGACUCGGAGUGUGUCUAGGUGUUAUCUCUAACUGUGAUGAGCGACUCAUGGAAGUCCUCCAAGCCACAAAUCUAGCCAGCCAUUUUGCCUUUAUCUUGCUGUCUGUCUACACGGAGCAUGAGAAGCCCAAACCAGAGAUGUUUCGGUUGGCUCUGGAUAGGUUAAGGGUCCAGCCUGAGGAAUGCCUACAUGUUGGGGAUAAUAUUCGGCAGGACUAUGAGGGCGCCAGAGCAAUCGGUAUGGAUGCCGUGGUUGUGGACAGAAACCAGUCAUUGGCCAAGACCCACCCUGAUAUUUCCUCGGAUCAUUUCAUUCCAGAUCUUACCAAAUUAGAAAUGCUGCUUCUAUAGUCUUCCUGUUCGUGACCAAAACAUUUUAAACAAACCAGACUACUCUUACCUUGUCAGACUGGACCUCACAGUUUCAGAUCAGUACUGAUCCAGUGACUCAGUCAAUCAGCCAGUGUCUCAGUCAACGACUCAUUCGGAGUGUCGGCAACUCAGUUCAUCACUCAGCCUGUCGGUCAGUCAGUCAGUCAGUCAGAGGACUACAGUAUAUGCUGGACCUUCAGGUCCAGCAAUAAUGACUUAAAUAAUGUAUUAUGUUGAUGUACUUGUAUUAAAUUUGUUAAAUUUAUGAUCCAGAGGAAACUCCACAUUUUAUCUGUGCAAAAUUAAGUCUCCCAACUGGAAUACCAUACAUGUAUAUCAGUACAUGCCUGGAAGGCGCCUGAUAUACUGUUUUUUGUGGGAGGGAUUGAUCCUGUCUGAAGUGGUCUGUUGGAACAUUUCUGAGCAUUUUCCAUGGCUCCCUUGCUGGUUGUUGUAAAAAGCGAGGAUGAGAGGCUGGUCAUUUGGUGUUUAGGGUGCUGUUCUUUAAACACACAUGUGUAGG
Patiria miniata (bat star) is the source of this 1458-nucleotide messenger RNA. Its product is annotated as haloacid dehalogenase-like hydrolase domain-containing protein 3. The record is from RefSeq and is a predicted model, not a curated record. Lineage: Eukaryota; Metazoa; Echinodermata; Asteroidea; Valvatida; Asterinidae. Bases 174 to 914 code for a protein of 246 amino acids. The transcript is spliced from 3 exons.